CAACAUUUCAAACCAGUCAUGAGCAACUGGGGCGGAAACACAGGUUUUGGAUAUUACGAUGCUGGUGAUGACGAGGACCAUGAUGAAGAAGAAGCUGGGUUCGAGUGGCAGAAAGCUGGAAAGGACAGUCUCAUUUUCCUCAUCGAUUGCUCCGAGCCCAUGUUUGAAAAGAGCGAUGACAAGAGCCACUUCGAGAUGAGUAUUGAGUGUGCCAAGACUGUACUGAGCAACAAGAUUAUCAGCAGUGAGAAGGAUCUGGUCGGUGUGGUCUUCUUCGGGACCGAAAAGGACAAGAACAGCGGAAGCUUCAAGCACAUUUAUGUUCUUCAGGAUCUUGACCAGCCCAGUGCCAGCAGAAUCCUGGAAUUGGAAUCUUUCCUCUCAGAGGGGAACAAUGACUUUGCCAACAAGUACGGAUUUGAGUCCGGGUAUAGCCUCAGCGAUGCUCUCUGGACCUGUUCUAACAUGUUUUCACAAAGUCCACAGAAGGUGGGGUACAAGCGGGUUCUUCUCUUCACUGACAACGACGACCCACACAAGGGCAAUGUAGCAUUCCAAAGACAGGCCAAGCAGAAGGCGAAAGAUCUUUACGACAUUGGUAUCGAGAUUGAGCUCAUGCACAUGACGCAGCCAGACACAAAGUUUGGCUUCUCAGAGUUCUAUCAGGACAUUGUUCAUACAGGUGAGGAUGAAGAGGGCAUCAUCCCAGAUGCUUCAGAGAAGUUCGAUCAGCUCCUCGCGAGGGUACGGGCGAAAGACCACAAGAAAAGGACCAUGGGAAGGAUUCCGUUCUCUCUCGGAAAAGGACUGGAGCUAGGUGUGGGCAUUUACAACCUCGUAAGACAGCAAAACAGACCGUAUCCUAUCAAGUUACAUCGGCAGACCAACGAAGCUCUCAAGGGAAAGUCCAAGAUGUACUGUGAGGAUACUGGAGAGCUUCUUAUGCCUUCGGACAUCAAGAAGUAUCAGACGUAUGGAGGGAAAAACAUCAUCUUUGAGAAGGAUGAGGUCGCUGAAGUGAAGAAAUUUUACGAUCCAGGGCUAUUGCUGAUGGGUUUUAAACCAAGGUCAGCCCUGAAGAAAUACUUCCACGUCAGACCAGCCCAGUUCCUAUUCCCCGACGAGAGUUCGGUGUCGGGCAGCAACACAGUCUUCAAUGCCCUCUUGCAAAGAUGUUCGGCCCGAGACGUGGUUGCCAUCUGUCGUUACAUUCCACGCAAGAACACAUCUCCGAAGUUUGUCGCCCUCUUGCCUCAGAAAGAGGAGCUUGACGAGUACUCGGUUCAGAUUGCCCCUCCUGGAUUUCAUCUCAUCUUCUUGCCUUUCUCAGAUGACAUCAGAACACUGGAACAUCCCACUAACCCUAGAGCGACGCCGGACCAAAUCGACAAGGCCAAGAAGGUCGUCAAGAGCCUACAAUUCAAAUUUUCCUCUGAGAACUUUGAGAAUCCCGUGCUCCAGACACACUACAGAAACCUAGAGGCUCUCGCACUGGACAGGGACACAGCUGAUGAAAUGGUAGAUCACACGGCACCCAACAACGAGAUGAUAGAGAAGAGGGCGGGGCCGGCCAUUAGAGAAUUCAUGGAGUCUGUCUUUCCGGAAGGGUACGAUCCAACAGCCAAACCAGCUGCAAGGAAGAAGGCGGCCGGUGGUACAAUUGAUGUUGCUGAUGAAGCAAGAAAAGGCAAGCUUUCCAAAUUGACUGUAGCAGUCUUGAAGGAGUUCUGUCAAAAGAAUGGGCUUUCAACAGCAGGGAAGAAGAAUGACCUCGUAGAAACCAUAAACGAUCAUCUAGGACUAUAAAUUCUCGUCUACACAUGAUCCAACGCGAGCUCUGCAACAUUAUUUGCUUUAUCUUCACUUGGUCUGAGAGCAGAUCGUCAUCUUCUCAGAUGGUCACACGUCAAAAGCACUUGAUUUAAACUGCUGACACAACAUUUGCUCCGCCGAAAAUUGCUUUAUUUCAUCUAUUAAGAUAUAGGGAUAUAUUUAGGGUUGCAAUAUGGUUUUAUGUUUGGUUUAGGAUAGGGUAUAGUGUUAAAUCAAGGGUUGAAGUCGGUCACUCCAUUAGUGUGUGAAAUUCACUGUGAAGCAAUUGUCAUUGAACCGUCUACACCACUUUGGGCCUAAUAUCCACCUAGUCUCGUUGACAUUUAGUCUCAUGCCCCGCUUGUUUAAUUUCCACUUCGUCUCCUUAUAACAUUUCACUGACUGUGUCAAAGAUAAUCUGGUCCAUUCAGAUUUCAUCUAGCCAUGCAGACUAAAAUGUUGUUAGACUCGGUUUACACCUCAGAUGGUCCGAUUCCACAUAGGCCAAACCCAUCCGCUCUAAUAUCUGUUUGGUCUACAACUACACUUUGUCUAAUACCCACUUGGUCCAAUUGACAUUUAGUCUAUGGUCCAGUUGGUCUAAUUUCCACUUUGCGUACUUGUGUUUUUUACUUUAACAAAAGAAAUAUUGGUCCAUGACCAGUUUAUAGACUAUGUGGUGUUAGACCAAGUGUUAAUAAAUCGAAUUGGUACAGCCUAACUGGAAAUUAUUUUUUGAUGGUGAUUAGGCUAGGUGGCAAUUAGACCAAAUGGUUAGUAGACAAACAGGUUUAACCAGGAUUAGACAAUGUGGAAUGAGACAAUGGAGAUUGGACCAAGUGGUAAAAGACCGAGAUGUAGUUUACCGAUUUAAAGGGUGGUCAAUGCUGCAGCCAAGAAACUCAAAAUCAUUCUAAGUAGUGAUAUCAGAUUCAUGAUUUAUGAUGAUGAUUUGAAUUUUAGCUCCUAUUUAUGGAACAU
This is a messenger RNA of Lytechinus variegatus (green sea urchin), 2793 nucleotides long. Its product is annotated as X-ray repair cross-complementing protein 6-like. The record is from RefSeq and is a predicted model, not a curated record. Gene Ontology annotation, biological process: cellular response to gamma radiation; cellular response to X-ray; telomere maintenance. The transcript is spliced from 13 exons. Gene Ontology annotation, molecular function: damaged DNA binding; DNA helicase activity; double-stranded DNA binding. Lineage: Eukaryota; Metazoa; Echinodermata; Echinoidea; Temnopleuroida; Toxopneustidae. Bases 19 to 1806 code for a protein of 595 amino acids. Gene Ontology annotation, cellular component: Ku70:Ku80 complex; nucleus.